AUGGCAGCUAGACCUCCAUCGUCUCUGGCCAUGAGGUCCAUCCAGCCCCGGCUGCAAUGGAGCUUGAAAACGCAUGGAUACAUCGUCUUGUCCCUCACGUUCAUCACGUACUUCUUGUACUCGUCUCGCAAGCCCACAAGCAUCGUCCAGAGUGCCCUCAAUCCUCAAAAAUCUUAUGCGAGUCCCCCUUGGCCGCUCGGCCCUGUCUUCAUCCCUCAAAGCUUAAGCGAGUCCCCUAGCAACGACUCCGUCAGCGAGGGCUGGGCUCCGUUCAACGCCACGGGCGGCAACACCAAGAUUGUUUGUCUUGAUGUCGCCUUUCUUGCCUGCUAUUUCUUUGGGUCGUUCUUGGGGGGGCACCUUGGCGAUCGUCAUGAUCUUGGGAUUCUCCUAACAGGGGGCAUGAUCUUGAGUGGGCUAUUAGUCAUCCUCUUCGGAAUGGGUUACUGCUUUGAAAUCCACGUUUUUUGGUACUAUCUUGUGUUGCAGAUGCUGUCGGGGUUGUUUCAGGCGACCGGUUGGCCGUGGGUGGUGGCAGUGGUCGAGAACUGGUAUCAAGAACAGGGUUAUUGGUGGUUGAUUAUGGGGAUCUGGAAUCCGUUUGUUUCGAUGGGGAAUAUAGUGGGGACCCUGCUAGCGGGUUUUGCUCUUCAUCGUGGAUGGGGAUUGUCUUUUAUAAUUCCUGGAUUGAUGAUGGUUGCGGGAGGGCUUCUGGUGUUGUUCUUCUUGAUUCCUCACCCUGAGAGUAUUCAGUUUCCAAAUCAGGAUGAAGAGACAGGACACAUUCGGCCGGGACGGCAUCGGCAUCAGAGUGGGCAAGAUGAGGGCAGCAACAACGCAAGAGAGACAGGGGUCUAUGCGGCUUUCCCAAUACCCGGAGUUAAACCGUAUGCUGGCUGUCUUCUUGGAGCGAAGUUUCUGGCUUAUAUGUUCGUGGCUGCGUUGCCCUCCCAACUCAGUAAAAAUAAAAUAGGUGGGAAGCUUAUGUCAGUCAUCACUGCUGGAAACCUGUCUACGCUAUUUUUUGAUGUAGGGGGGAUUUUGGGUAGUAUCUGUGCUGGAUGUAUAUAUGGCCUAUUCAAUGCUAAAGACCAUCCUGCGGCUGGAUUCAUAGCUCUGGGUGCACUUGCUAUUCUUUUCUACGGCAUUUUGGGAAAUAUUUCACAGCUGAUGAACAUAAUACUGAUGAUUGUCAUUGGUUUAGCGGUUAAUGGCCUCUGUGCAUUUAUAACAACUGGUGUAUCUGCUGAUCUUGGAACUCACAAUGCACUUCAAGGACAUGGUCGAGCUUUGGCAACUGUUACAGCGAUUAUAGAUGGCACUGGCUCAUUUGGCGCCACUCUUGGGCUCCUUAUAGGAUAUUUUUUAAAACAAGAGUUGAAUUCAAAUGCCGUCUUGGUAGUGCUUGUGGUUGUAGCAGUGCUAUCUGUUAUUUCACUAUAUUCUCCACAAAUUGUCCCAUACUUGAAAAGCAAAAUACAAACUAUGCAAAAUCGGCACAACAGUGGUCGGAUGGGGGAACUAGCUUCUAUCACAGCACCACUCAUAAACACGCCGACUGAUGAGGAUAGCACACUGGACAGGCAGCAGGGAAGAUUCUUCUUAGUUAGAGAUAUUCAUGAAAUUUUACACAGCUUUGAACCUUUUUGA
Messenger RNA from Dioscorea cayenensis subsp. rotundata (Guinea yam), 1650 nucleotides. Its product is annotated as putative glycerol-3-phosphate transporter 4. Gene Ontology annotation, molecular function: transmembrane transporter activity. Gene Ontology annotation, cellular component: membrane. NCBI's taxonomy places the organism in Eukaryota, Viridiplantae, Streptophyta, Magnoliopsida, Dioscoreales, Dioscoreaceae. Gene Ontology annotation, biological process: phosphate ion homeostasis; transmembrane transport. The record is from RefSeq and is a predicted model, not a curated record.